This is a messenger RNA of Pygocentrus nattereri (red-bellied piranha), 2888 nucleotides long. RefSeq names its product sema domain, immunoglobulin domain (Ig), short basic domain, secreted, (semaphorin) 3Fb (gene sema3fb). Gene Ontology annotation, molecular function: semaphorin receptor binding; chemorepellent activity. Gene Ontology annotation, biological process: positive regulation of cell migration; semaphorin-plexin signaling pathway; negative regulation of axon extension involved in axon guidance. NCBI's taxonomy places the organism in Eukaryota, Metazoa, Chordata, Actinopteri, Characiformes, Serrasalmidae. Bases 470 to 2857 code for a protein of 795 amino acids. The transcript is spliced from 19 exons. The record is from RefSeq and is a predicted model, not a curated record.
AGUCAGGAGCUCGUGCCCCGAGCAGCUUCGCCACUUUCUCACGGAGCAGCGCGCGCGCAACACGGAGAGCGUCCGCGUGCCGCUCAACUCCGGCUUCAACUUUAUCUCUCAGUCUCGCGCCAACUUCAGCGUGUCUCGAGCGCCACGUUUCACCAGGGCUGGAUUUUACACGCGCCGCCACAUGAGCUGGACGACAGAGGAGAAGCAGAAGAAGCAGCAGCAGCGCAGCAGCAGAAGGAGCAGAAGCACGAAGCUCAGGUGCUCCUGCCACUCGUAGGAGGAGGAGGAACAGAGAGAAAUCGGGCAGAGAGUGAGCAAGAGAGGAGAAAGAGAGAGAAAGAGAGAGAGAGAGCGCAAUCUGGCUGGAUUUGACUUUGCUUCUCGUCGUUUGGACUCAGGCUUCAGCAGAGCUUCCAGCGUUCCCAGGAGUUCGUUUUCUGGACGUUUGUGGAGCUGAAGUUGGUGCACCAUGCUGUCGGACGGUCUCUGGGUGGUCCGGGGCCUCCUGUUGCUGUAUGUGCUGGUCCCUACUUCGGCCAACGACACACUCUCAGCCCCCCGUGUCUUCCUCUCCUUUAAAGAGCUGAGGUCCACAGGAACGGCUCAUCAUUUCUCCUUCCUGCUCAACACGUCUGAUUACCGGAUCCUGCGCAUGGACGAGGAUCAUGACCGCAUGUACGUGGGCAGCAAGGACUACAUCCUGUCCCUCGACCUGCACGACAUCAACCACGAGCCGCUCAUUAUCCACUGGCCAGUUUCUCUGCAGAGGAAGACUGAGUGUGUUUUAAGUGGUAAAGACACAAAUGGUGAGUGCGGUAAUUUUAUCCGUCUGAUCGAGCCGUGGAACCGAACUCACCUGUAUGUGUGUGGAACCGGAGCGUAUAACCCAGUCUGCACCUACAUCAAUAGAGGACGCAAACCCAUGACACCGUUGCACCUGCAGACGCCCCUGGCCAGAGGGAGGGCGAGCCGGGCGGCCGAGCUCGAGACUGUGACUGAUGAGACAGGACUACAGGAGUAUGUCUUCCACUUGGAGCCAGGCAGAGAGGAUUCUGGGAAAGGAAAGUGCCCAUAUGACCCAAAGCUGAACAGCGUCUCUGCUCUGAUUAAUGGAGAACUCUAUGCGGGCGUCUACAUUGACUUCAUGGGAACGGACUCAGCCAUUUUCCGAACGCUGGGGAAAAACACGGUCAUGCGCACGGACCAGUAUAACUCCAGAUGGUUGAACGAUCCCACGUUCGUCCACGUGCACCUCAUCCCAGACAGUGCCGAAAAGAAUGAUGACAAGCUCUACUUUUUCUUUAGAGAGAAGUCACUGGAAAUGGGCCAGAGCCCCAAAUCAGAGUCCCGUAUUGGGCGGAUCUGCUUGAAUGAUGAUGGGGGUCACUGCUGUCUGGUGAAUAAGUGGAGCACCUUCCUCAAAGCCCGUCUGAUCUGCUCUGUCCCAGGGGCUGAUGGGAUAGAAACACACUUUGAUGAGCUCCGAGACGUGUACAUACAGCCCACGCAGGACACCAAGAAUCCGGUCAUCUACGGGGUCUUUUCCGUCUCUGGGUCAGUGUUUAAAGGGUCAGCGGUUUGCGUGUACUCCAUGGCGGACAUUCGGAUGGUGUUUAACGGACCAUUUUCUCACAAAGAGGGACCCAACUACCAGUGGGUGGCCUACACAGGCAAAAUCCCAUAUCCUCGGCCAGGAACGUGUCCUGGAGGAACCUUCACCCCCAACAUGAAGUCCACCAAGGACUACCCUGACGAGGUCAUUAACUUCAUGCGCAACCAUCCCACCAUGUACAACGCUGUUUACCCUGUGCACAAGCGGCCCCUUGUGGUCAGGACAAACGUGGAUUAUGAGUUCACCACCAUCACUGUAGACCAGGUGACGGCCGCCGACGGCAACUACGAGGUGCUGUUCCUGGGCACAGAUAAAGGGACGGUGCAGAAGGUCAUCGUUCUGCCCAGAGACGACCUGCAGACGGAGGAGCUGGUCUUGGAGGAGGUCGAGGUCUUCAAGGUACCGACUCCUAUAACAACUAUGAAGAUUUCGUCUAAAAGGCAACAGCUGUACGUGGCAUCGGUGGUGGGCGUGACCCAGCUGGCCCUGCACAGAUGUGACGUGUAUGGCGAGGCAUGUGCUGACUGCUGCCUGGCCCGAGACCCCUACUGCGCCUGGGAUGGCAAGUCCUGCUCACGAUACUCCGCCUCGCACAAGAGGCUGCCUUUUAGGCGUAGCCGGAGACAGGACGUCAAAUACGGGAACCCCAUACGGCAGUGUCGGGGGUACAAUUCCAACGCCAAUAAGAACACUCUGGAGACGGUGCAGUACGGGGUGGAGAGCAGCAGCACCUUCCUGGAGUGCCAGGCCAGAUCUCCACACGCAGCUAUUAAAUGGCACCUGCACAGAGACAACAGUGACCGCAGGAGAGAGGUUCGUUCAGACGGACGAGUGCUGAAGACAGAUCAGGGUCUGCUGCUUCGCUCGCUGCAGCCGUCCGACUCGGGCACCUACGUUUGCACAGCGACGGAGAAGAACUUCAAACACACACUGGUCAAGCUGCAGCUGGUGGUGCUGUCCAGCCAGGCGGUCAACAACGUCCUGGUGGAGACGGGGCGGCCUUCUCCUUCCAACCUGCAGGCCAGCGCAUGGACGCCCAGCACCGGACAGUACAAGGACCUGUUGACCAUCCUGAGCCAACCGGAGAUGGGCCUGAUCAACCAGUACUGUCAGGACUACUGGCAGCUGGGAGACCAAACAAGCAGCAGCUUCAAACCCAAAGACCUCAAAGAGCUCAAAGAGCAGAAAAAGCCACGCAACCGCCGGCAUCACGGCGAGGAGGAGGAGGACGAGGAGGAGACAUGAGGGGGCGUGGCCAAACAAGGCCCCAGUAAAC